AUGCCCGCUUGUCUCGGGUCACUCACUUGGCUUCGCGCCAACUCUGAAAUGGUGUGCACACCUUUCGGCUCCAACACCAUACCAACUUCGUCGCGUACCGUCAUUUGUUUGGUUUUAGCUCGCAACAAAGACCGCUUUGUUUUCAUGCACCUGCCAGCUUACUUUUCCAUCUCUUCACUCUCCGCGCGACCUGCUCCGGCCACUCACAACCUUAACGAACGACGCCAGCAUCCGCCUCUCCCUCUGACGCCGCACCGUCGCGGCCAUAAUAGCCAAGCCCCUCUGCCACCUUCAACCCCGACUCUGCAACGUAGCUCGUCAACUUCCGAGACUGAUACAUCCAACCACGCUCAAAAUCGCCGCCAUAGCGUCUCGCCUCUUCAUCGCACCCUCGUCGCCUCUGCCUCGUCCACGUUUCCGACUCAACGACACAGUCUCCAUCUAUAUCCACCCACCGCUGCCCUGCAUCCCGUCCUUGCCGCCGCCGCGUUUCCUCACCGGCCUCGCGGUAGCCAUGACCACUUGGUAACGCCACGCCUCAACAACAGCACUGCCUCUGCGCGCCUCACCAUGCCGCCUGGAGACAGAUCAAGGCAGCCGCCCUCUGUCGUCCGAGCCGCCGCGAACCGUGUGACCCCUCUUACCCCCAAAGUCGCUUCCAAAGGUAUUCCUGCGUUCGGUGCGCUGGCCAGGAGACCUCAAGGCACUGCUACCACCGUUGCGCACGACUUUUCCUCUCCCGUCUCUGCCUUUCUCGCUACAAAUGUGACCCCUCGCACCGGCCAUAGGCAGACCCGUGUCGAAAGCACAAACAGCACUCCCACAACCACACCGAAUCCGGAUAACCGCGCCGAUGAAUGGGAUCGUGACAGUCCGCGCCCUGGCAGUAUUGGCCUUGCCUCGCCUCCAGAUGCUGGCUUGAAGUCAUUGCAGCCAUCUGACAUGUCGGCCGACUCCAACGAUGCCAACAAAUUCUUUUAUGCUAGCGAUGCAAAGAGUAUACAGACCCCUGGCCAGCAGCGUCAACCACCGUCCACCGUGCAAAAGGGUCCUACCUUCUUCUUCGCCAAUGCCGCUCCAAACAACAGCGUCGAUCGCUCAGCGACUGGCACGCCACCAUCCGCCCCUCUGCUAUCACCUAGCCUUAAUACUCAAGAUGCUUUAUCAACCAAAUUCUUCUACGCCAAUGGGACACCUGAAAUGGAGCCCAAAUCAACCUUUCCUACCUCCAAUCCCAACUCGACCUUGUCAUCAGGCCCUCGUUUACCGCCUGGGGGACGUCCUCCCCUGGGUUCCUCUGCCACCGUUGUUGGUGGGCUUCAGCGUCCUGCAUCGCCUCUGAAGAACAAUCCAACGUCUACAUCAGCUCUGAAUCCUAUUAUGAGAACAGCAAUACCGCCCGCGUCACUAAACAGGUCCCAAACAAGCCCACCUUCCACCAUCUCCCACAAUGCCGAAGUCCAGCGUGGAAUGAGACGAGUUAGCAUCGACGCGCCGCCCAAAUCUCGCCGACGCCAGUCUCGAACCAACAAUAGCCCCGGCCCAGAGCUGCAGUUGGCCCCGAGUAUAACCAUAUCGCCCAAUCUUCCCGACAGCGCGUCCCCACCGGCCAGCCCUGGAAUAUCGCAGACAACUAUGACUAUGGCUUCGCUUUUGCAGGCAGCAGAGGAGUUACAGGGCUCUGAUGGAGAAGGUGACAUACUUUUAGAACCGCAAAGUCCGAGCAAGUCUCACUUUUCGGAUGGUGUGAGCGAACUCGUCGCCAACGCUCGCCGAGAACGCAAAGUCCAGGAUCUCGAAAUCACUAAUGCAUCGCUCGAGGCCAUCAACAGAACACUGGAAAGACAACUUCGCAAACAGACUGCUGAAUUACGCCGCUACCGCCGUCUUUCUCGCUCCGGUCGACUGUCUCUCACGUCUGCGCCAAAUAGUCGUGUGGUGUCAGAAGCCCUCACUGACCCGCCAGUGGAUCUAUCUGAUCUUAGUGAAAUCGACGAGACCGAGGAGGAAGAGGGGGAAUUUGAAGACUCCAUUGAAGAGUCUGACGCUUCCAUGACUGAUACGGCAUCCAUGUCUGCCAUUUCCGUCGGUGUGAUGCGUCGAAAGCGUGAUGAGAAACGUCUGCAGCUUGACCUCGAAAAGCACCAGGAGCUGCUGAUUGAUAGCCAAAAGAUGAACCAAAGUAUUAAGCGCUGUCUAAGCUGGACCGAAACCUUGAUCAGAGAAGGGCAAAAGGCCCUGGAGUAUCACGUUCGCGUUUCUGAUGUUGAAUUUGGAGGCCGCGUGCUCGCCCCAGUCGACGAAGACGACUACGAUCUAUCCUUCCAAGGUGUUGAUGGCCAUGACAUGACUGCCAAACGGCUGACGCCUUCGUCACCACCCAAAGCUCAACCAGAUCGCGACAGUGGGAUCCAGCUGCCGCCAGGCGAAGACGGCUCAUAA
This is a messenger RNA of Beauveria bassiana ARSEF 2860, 2442 nucleotides long. RefSeq lists its product as uncharacterized. Lineage: Eukaryota; Fungi; Ascomycota; Sordariomycetes; Hypocreales; Cordycipitaceae. The transcript has a single exon. Bases 1 to 2442 code for a protein of 813 amino acids. The record is from RefSeq and is a predicted model, not a curated record.